Messenger RNA from Diorhabda carinulata, 3972 nucleotides. It is a transcript of the gene tst, whose product is annotated as SKI2 subunit of superkiller complex protein. NCBI's taxonomy places the organism in Eukaryota, Metazoa, Arthropoda, Insecta, Coleoptera, Chrysomelidae. Gene Ontology annotation, biological process: nuclear-transcribed mRNA catabolic process, 3'-5' exonucleolytic nonsense-mediated decay. Gene Ontology annotation, molecular function: RNA helicase activity; ATP binding; RNA binding. Gene Ontology annotation, cellular component: Ski complex. The record is from RefSeq and is a predicted model, not a curated record. Bases 153 to 3803 code for a protein of 1216 amino acids. The transcript is spliced from 15 exons.
GAAAGAUUUCAAAAACUUUGAUUAUUUUAGUGUUAUUUAGUAGAUUUAAAAAAUUUGAUACCCCUAUGACAAUAUGUGUUAAUUAUAAAUACAAAUUGGAAAGUUUUGACUGAUAAUCUGGUUUUCUAUAUCCUCAAAAUAAAAUAAACAAGAUGGUUAAAGUAGAAGUACCUCCAAUAUUGCCUUCGAUAGAUAAUGAAUUAAAAAAAUAUCUUUUAUGCCCAGAAAACUUACCUAUUCACCAAUAUGAAAAAAAUCAAAAGUUUUGGCCUCGACAACCAAAACCUGAAAAAUUAUUAUAUUUUGAAGGAUCCCCUUUAACAACCACUCUACAAGUACGUCGAGAUCCAAAUACGGGAGAAAUAUUAGAUUUUAAAGAAGUAUCUUUACAAUCAGCAGGUGCCACUGCGAAAAAUUCAAUGUCUCUAAAUAGAGCUCCAGUACCGCCGACUGAUGCAACAUUUGGCGGUGCUUCUUAUAAACCAUUUUGGCCUGGUAGUUUUCCACCACCAGAAUUAAUAAAUCGAGAAGAAACUCUUUCUGAAAGUGAAAAAUUAUUGACCAUACCACCUGGUUUUAAUAGAGGUCUUGUAUUUCAAAAAGAUGGUAGAACACUAUGUACUGAAGAUGAAAUAAUUGUUGAACAGGAAAUACAAAAUAGCGCACCAAAUGUUAUAAAUCUACUAGAAAUUGUGCAAAGAGAACAAGAUUUACUUAGUGCUUUUGAAUCUGAAUAUACAAUAGAAGAAAAAAAUAAGAAAGAAGAAGAAUAUUCUCCAGAGGAAGAAGAAAUAAUUCCAAAAGAAGUACCAAUACUUAAUAUAAGUAAAGCUGAUAAUAAAAAUUUGGCUAAACAAGGUAGCGAAUGGGCGAUUUUAUUAGACACCUCAAAACCUGUUAAAAAUUUUAAAGAAAAGAUACCGGAAAUGGCAAUAGAAUAUCCUUUUGAAUUGGAUGUGUUCCAAAAAUUGGCCAUACUGCAAUUGGAACAACACAAUCACGUAUUUGUAGCUGCACAUACUUCUGCUGGAAAAACAGUUGUGGCUGAAUACGCUAUAGCCCUUUCCCAAAAGCACAUGACCAAAACUAUUUAUACGUCUCCUAUAAAAGCUCUUUCCAAUCAAAAAUACAGGGACUUUAAGGAUAAAUUUGAAGAUGUGGGUCUCAUAACUGGUGAUUUUCAGAUAAAUCCAAAGGCGUCUUGUCUUAUAAUGACAACUGAGAUUUUGAGAUCAAUGUUGUAUUGUGGAAGUGACAUUACUAGGGAUCUUGAGUAUGCUAUUUUUGAUGAGGUUCAUUAUAUUAACGACAGAGAGCGGGGUCACGUGUGGGAACAAGUACUUAUAAUGCUCCCAGCACAAGUUUGCGUCGUCCUAUUAAGCGCGACAGUACCUAAUACACUAGAAUUCGCCGAUUGGUUAGGAAGGACUCACCAAAGAAAAGUUUACGUAGUAAAUACUCAUCAAAGACCAGUUCCAUUGAAACAUUAUCUGUAUACCGGUAAAGGUGGAAGUACGAGGGAUAACCGUUUCAUGAUUUUGAAUGCUGACGAGUGGAUUUUAAAUGGGUACAAUACAAUCGAUAGUUCUCAUUUGAUAUAUAACUCAUUAAUUGUUAAUUUUAGUUAUUCAAAAGCCAAAGAAUCUAUAAGUAACGUACAACAAAAAAACCCUUAUCAAAAACCCGGUCAAGAGAAAACCCUUUGGUCUGGAUUGAUAGCUCAUCUUAAAAAAAACGAUUUGUUACCGGUGGUAGCUUUCACUUUUUCUCGAUUGAAAUGCGAUAAUAACGCGGCUAAUUUGACCAGUUUGGACCUUACGACUCAAAAAGAAAAAGCGUAUAUCACUUUGUCUUUUAAUAGAUGGAUCAGAUGUUUGAAAGAACCCGAUCAAAAUAUUCCCCAAAUUAUGAAAAUGAGAGACAUAUUAACAAGGGGCAUUGGAGUACAUCACAGUGGAAUCUUACCGAUUAUCAAAGAAAUUGUCGAGAUGUUAUUUCAACAAGGUUACAUAAAGCUUCUUUUUGCGACUGAAACGUUCGCAAUGGGAGUAAAUAUGCCAGCAAGGACCGUAGUUUUCGAUACUGUUCGUAAACAUGACGGUAAAGAAGUACGAGACCUCGAAUCUGCGGAGUACAUUCAAAUGGCGGGUCGAGCCGGUAGACGCGGUUUGGACGCCGAAGGUACUGUAAUAAUUCUAUGUAAACAAGGUGUACCCCAAGAAGUGAAUCUCAAAAGGAUGAUGCUCGGUAAACCCAAUUCUCUUGUCAGUCAAUUCAGAUUAACCUACGGGAUGCUUUUAAGUUUGUUGAGAGUGGAAAGUUUGAGCGUGGAAGGAAUGAUGUCGAGGAGUUUCCGAGAAGCAGAUCAUCAAAAAAAUAUGGUUGAGAUUAAAAAGAAAUUGGUUAAAGUCGAAGGAGAAAUGAAGGAUUUAUGCCGACAACAAAUCAGUAGUUAUCUACAUCCGUUGGUUAAAUUUUACGAAAUUGCCAGUUUUUAUUUGAACGUUAGGAAACAAAUUAUGAAUGCCGUUUUGUCCUCACCAAAAGUACAAAAGAUUUUAAAUCCAGGUAGAUUGAUAGUAAUAACACAAAAGAAUCACAUCAACAAAUUAGCUAUGAUAUUAUCAACAGUAAGAUCGAAAUUAGUGUCGUAUAAAGUUCUUGUCUUAAACGAACAGUCUCCAGAUGAUUCCAAACCAAUUCAAGAAGAUCUUUGGUACUACAUGUUAUCGUUAGUUGAAGAUAAAUUGUAUUGCACCGUAUCUGCUUCAGGACACGAAAUGUUAACAGUAGGACCUGAAGAUAUAUUUGAGAUAUCGGGAAAAACUAUUAAAGUGAAUACAGAUCUAGUUAUGAAAGAUGUGGAAAAACGUCAAAUGGACAGAUUUAAAAAUGAUCCUGUGGGACAAACGUGUCUGGAAGCUGUACAAGAAUUACACAAAUUAACCACGAUGGCAAAUAAUGAUACUGAAAAAUUAGAAUUCCUACACUAUAUAAUAGAUUUAAAUGUUAAAAGUCAAGAAUUAUAUUACGAUUUACAAAAAAUGUACGAUCUAAAAGACAAAUUGAUUGAUCAUUUACCUAGUACUAAGAUACCUAAUUUCGAGGAACAGUUUUCUACGGUUUUUAAAAGAAAAUUUUUAGAAGAGCAAAAGAAAAAUUUGGAAUAUCAAUUAUCUAAUGCCAGUUUGAGUCUUUAUCCUGAUUACGAAAAUAGAAUACAGCUUUUGAAGAGAUUGAAUUAUGUUGAUGGACAAAACAAAAUUCAGUUAAAAGGGUACGUUGCUUGUGAAAUAGGAAUGAACGAAUUAUUGUUAACCGAAUUGAUACUAAGGAACGUAUUAACGAAAUUGAAAGCCGCUGAAGUAGCAGCUCUAUUAUCAGCUCUAGUGUUUAGAGUGAAAACACCCAAUGAAGUUUUCGAUGAUAGCGGAUUAACACCGGAUCUAAAAAAAGCAAUAGUAGAAUUACGACAAGUACAUCUCGAAAUAGGUAACGAAGAACAAAAUUUGCGAAUCCAAACCGACGAAUUUCAAGAAGAAUUAAAUUUCGGUUUAGUACACGUUGUAUAUGAAUGGGCUACCAACCAGCCUUUUGCGGAUAUAAUGAAACUUACAGAUAUACAGGAAGGUAUAAUUGUACGGUGUAUUCAACAAUUGAACGAAACUAUUAUGGACGUCAGAGAUGCCGCUAGGAUCGUCGGAGAUCCCGAACUUAAAAAUAAAAUGGAAGAAGCUUCCGCUUCUAUAAAACGUGAUAUAGUAUUUACCGCUAGUUUAUAUACGUUGACGGAUUCUCUUUGAAAGAUUAAGGUCAAUACAGUGAAUAAUAUUUUGUCAUAAAGUUUAUUGAUAAAAAUUUUGAAUUUCUUAGGUAAAUCCUUCCAAAAAAAGGUAACGACGUCAAAUAUUUAUGAGGUUAUGUCUUAUCACUCUACUUAUUGUUAUUUUCAAAUAUAAUUUCACAAAAUAA